Molecule: messenger RNA, 1257 nt
Organism: Momordica charantia (bitter melon)
Lineage: Eukaryota; Viridiplantae; Streptophyta; Magnoliopsida; Cucurbitales; Cucurbitaceae
Source: RefSeq, a predicted model, not a curated record
AUGGGCAUUAAAGUGCACAAUAAUAAAUAAAGGGUUAAAUUUUUGGGAAUUGGAAAGGAUGAACAACUGUCACAAAGGCAGUGGGUUUGAGUUCUUAUAAAGACAGAGGCCAAGGCUGUGGGUUUUUCUGACACUGAUUACAGCAUCUUUGGCUUUGAACCAACACAGAAUCUCCACUCAAAGAACAGGACAAGUAAUUCAAAUUUCCUAAUUCCCUUCUCUCUCCCCAGAUUUCCAUUUCAUUUAUUUGUGCUAUUGAGCUCACAAACUGAUUUGAUGGUAAAAGUAGCAGAUUGCUGAAGUUUCUGCACUAACAGGCAAAGAAGAUGAUGAGUAAUUGCAAGGAAGACAGACCCUGGAGUGGAAAGAAAAUGGAAGGAGGGGAGGGUUUGAUAACUUUAGACUGCUUAAGAGGAAGAUUACUUGCAGAGAGACAAGCUUCAAGGUCAGCCAAAGAGGAGGCAGAGUUCAUGGGGAAGAAGAUGAUAGAGUUGGAGAAUCAGAUUAGAAAGGAGACAGAGCUAAGGAACAAAGCUGAGAAGAGGCUUAAACUCUUGAUAAAGAAGCUUGAAUCCCUCAACAUUGCUUCAAUAUCAGUGAUCUCAGAGAACUCAACUUCAUCAGAAAUUUCCACAAACUCUUCAGCCACAAAAGAAACAGAAGAUCAAGAAUCGAGAUCAGAAGAAAAUCAAAGCGAGAAAGCUGUUCCAGAUAUCGCCGCACCAAAACAGCGCGAUGAGGAUAAAACUAAUCAGAAUGCUCCAGAUCAAACCAAUUCAAGCCCUAACACCGAAUCUCCCAACAAUUCCUGCACCGAUCCCCACCGAUACUCUCAAAUCUCCCGGAGCAGAGAUCAAAGUAGAAUUAAAGGAGAGAGAGAAGGAGCAUUACAUAGAUAAUCCGGUAGCGUCGGUCCCCGGAGCGGUGCCGGCGGCGAGUAGAGAGAGCAGAGCGAUGAAGCCGACGGCAAUAAUCCAAGAAAGAGCGAGAGAUGUUCACGAUGGUGUGAAGCACGUCAGAGGAAAUGUCCAAAGCUCAUUCGAGAGAAGAAAUCACAUGAAAGCCAUAAUGAGUAUGUAAAAUUUAUUCAAUUUUUAAUUUAAAAUACAUAAGACAUUUAUACAUUCUGAUUUUGUAAUUAGUUUCUGGUAUUUUUUAUAUAUAAUAAUUUGAACAUUUGCGAGAGGAGAGAGAGACCCAAAUCCAAGUCCUAACGAUAUAUACCAAUUAAGAAUUCGUUUUGGCAUUCGAACUUAA